Messenger RNA from Exophiala dermatitidis NIH/UT8656, 258 nucleotides. RefSeq lists its product as uncharacterized. NCBI's taxonomy places the organism in Eukaryota, Fungi, Ascomycota, Eurotiomycetes, Chaetothyriales, Herpotrichiellaceae. The transcript has a single exon. Gene Ontology annotation, cellular component: precatalytic spliceosome; U2 snRNP. Gene Ontology annotation, biological process: mRNA splicing, via spliceosome. Bases 1 to 258 code for a protein of 85 amino acids. The record is from RefSeq and is a predicted model, not a curated record.
AUGGCCGACAAGCUCCGUACCCUUCAGCAACUCGAGUCGCUCCAAGCGAAAUAUGUCGGCACGGGUCACGCUGACACCACGCCGUACGAGUGGAAGAACAAUAUUGUGCGUGACUCGUAUGCCUCUUACGUCGGACAUCCUCCUCUUCUGGCAUACAUGGCACUGGGUCUGGGGGAAAACAAAGAGAUUGUCCGGGGUCAGUUCAUUGAGAAGAUGAUCAGGGCCAGCGGUCCGCCACCUCCACGAGAAGAAGAUUGA